This is a messenger RNA of Nicrophorus vespilloides, 1761 nucleotides long. RefSeq names its product insulin-like growth factor-binding protein complex acid labile subunit. The transcript has 2 exons. The record is from RefSeq and is a predicted model, not a curated record. Lineage: Eukaryota; Metazoa; Arthropoda; Insecta; Coleoptera; Silphidae. Gene Ontology annotation, molecular function: protein binding. Gene Ontology annotation, cellular component: plasma membrane. Bases 227 to 1690 code for a protein of 487 amino acids.
CUCUUGAAAUCUGUUUUAGAAAAUUAACAGUCACAGCAACACUGACACAUUCACAAAGCAAGCACACAAGCAUCCACAUACACGGAAAGUUUCACAUAUUAUAUUGAGUAGCCACAGAGUUCAGUUGCGUUUUUGGUUUUGUUCGAGGUGCACAAAAAGGAAGUUGAUGUGAUCCUUCGGCACAUUCAGGAAUUUAAAUAGAAUACAGAUUUCAUAAACGAACGGGAUGCUGCGGGUUCAAACGUUAUUUUUUGUCACGCUGCUUCUGUGCUGCAGCCAUGGACAACUGAUGAAAUGCACGUACGGCGAGAGGGGCUCCCUGACAGCAACUUGCGUCAAUGCGACUUCGACCUUCUUCCGAGCCACAAGCUACAGAUUUGACAGCCUCGACGAAACGGUCAGGUGCAUCAAUUGCAAUUUAGAAAUCAUCGAGUCCAAUGCUUUUGAUCUUUCUGGAAAUGAGAUUCAGACGUUGGACUUGCAGAACAGCAAGAUCACUACGUUGAAAGACUCCGCCUUUGUUGGACUCGUCUUUCUCAGGAAUCUAUUUUUGCAGAACAAUAUGAUUUCGGCGGUUUAUCCCGGAGUCUUCAAAGGAACCAAGAAAAUUAGGAAUCUUCAAAUGUCCAACAAUUCGAUAUCGGUGCUCGUCGCGUCCGGAUUUAAGGAACUCCUCAAUCUGACCACAUUGAACUUAGAAAGUAAUAAAAUUAAAACUAUUGGCAGUAAGGCAUUCGAAGGUUUAUAUUCGCUCACCGAUCUUAAUUUAGGUCAUAAUGUAAUUAAAGAAAUCAAGGACGUUUUUAACCAUUUACCUAAAAUACUUAAAGUCAAUCUUGAAAACAAUGAAAUCGAGACGAUUAAAUCUUUAGAUUUUGCCAACAUUUCGACCCUCGUUCAGUUGAAUUUAGCAAACAAUAUGAUUGCAACCUUGGAAGCUAAGUCUUUGAUAACGCUGCACAACUUGGAAACACUGGAUCUCUCAAAUAAUGCCAUCGAGAACAUCGAACCGUUGGCGUUUGAUGGUUUAAAUAAACUAGAAGUUCUGAAUUUAGAAAGAAACAAAAUAAAGCAUAUUAACAAAGGUACUUUCUUAGGAUUGACCCAGUUAAGGGAUUUGACAUUGGCUUACAACAAACUUCAAUUCUUCAAAACGGGACUAUUUGGUGGUAUGCCCGAAAUGAGAUACUUGAACAUCUCGCACAAUACAAUUACUUUCGUGAAACGGACUGGCAUCAUGGCAUUGCACAGCUUGCAUACCAUCGAUUUAGGAUAUAAUAAUUUGACUGAUCUCGACUACAAAGUCAUGUAUUAUCAUAUGCCUCGCGUCACUUACAUGAAUUUGAUUGGAAACUACUUCACAUGUGAUUUGAUUACUGAAUUGGACAACUACUUCCUUGAAGACAACAUUAAGUUAUCUGUAGACGGGUUCCUGAGGAAUGACAGUUGCAUUCCAAGCAAAGACAAACAACCAGUGCCCGAAGAAGUAUACGCAGACGAAGAAGAAACCAGUGGAUCGUUUGCCACAUCCUAUAUCGUGUACCCGUUCAUUGUAUUGAUGAACAUACUCGUUUUUAUCUUGCUGUUCAGGUUGGAAAUGAAACUCAGAAAUAUGCCAAAUAUGUCAAGCAAAUCCGUAUCUCAUUCAAAUCUCAUCCAUAGCGAAAUGAAUCCGGCUGAAGAGUAUUAAAAUACAUUUUGUACAGAUCUUUUGUAAUACAUUUUAUACAAAUUUUAAAUAAUAAUAAAAAAAGAAAGGAA